AUGUCUUGUCUCGUUUGCGAAACUGAAGCGCAUGGUCAGCAUUUCGGAAUUCGAUGUUGCCGAGCUUGCGCCGCAUUUUUCCGAAGAACUCUAACAAUGAAUUUGAGAUAUAAAUGUCGAUUCGAAAAACGAUGUGAAGUUUCGUUUAGUGAGUUUUUUUUUUCGCUUAUUAUUUUUCGUAGAAGGAUUUUCGUUGACUACAAAAAAUUUGCUAGGAGAUUUUUUGAUUUGAGAUGGAUGUGAAAAACAACACAACAUAAAAGAGUCUGAUUCGAUUCAGUUUUUCUUUGAUUUUUUGGGGAGAAUGGGGAGUUAUCUGAUUUUUGGAUAAAAAACGGGUCAAAUGGAAAGCACGAGUUAAAAAGUUUCUGAUCUCAUCGUUAGUAUUGAUCUUGUGAUUUUUAAAAAAAGUGGUUCCAUGAAAAAUUUGAUUUCUGUAUUAUUAAAUUUGCUCUCAUGUUUUUUAAUUCAAGUCAAACUUCUGAUAGAAAAUGAAAAAUAAAUAAUUUCUUGAUAAGAAAAUAUUUUUGUUAGCAAAUUUAUUAUUUUCAAUUUCCCUAAUGCUUCCAGAAUACUUCUGAAGCCUCUCAAGCCACCAGAUGCUUCUUGAAGCUCUCACAAACCCUUUCGAAGCUCUUGAAUACUCCAAACUCUCUAUAUUUUUUCUUUGUUGAAAAUCUUAUCUGAUUUUGAGGUCAAUGAAAAUUAGGUCAAAUGAGAAGCAUGAGUUACAAAUUUUCUGAUCUGAUCAUUUCUGUCAAAAAAAUUUCUUUGGUGUUUUGUUUUGUAAGAAAACAAAAAUAGAACGUAAUUUCCUUGUUUUCCUGUUUUUUUAGAUAGUACAGAGCUCUAUUAAAAACCAUAAGUGAAUUGGGAAUAUUUUUUAAUUUCUCUGCAAAUUUCGAGGGAGUUAUAAAUAUACAUGUUUUGAUCUCGUUUGGUUUCAAAUUUUCAAUAACCCUAAUGUAACUACAAACAUGUUUAAUCCUUCAAAAUCCCUAGUUUAAUCCUACCUAAUUCAAAGUCUAAACCUGCAUCGGCCAGCCAACAAUUUUCAUUUUCAAAAUGAAUCCUUAUCUGAAAGAUUACGAAAAAUCCUUUCGAUCUUUUUUGCUUCUCAUAAAUCCGUAGUUAUCUAAAAAUAGAUUUAUGAAAAAAUGAAUCAUAUAGAUAUUUUUCACCAAAAAUGUAGUAAUAUCUACAAAACAUGUGAUAGUUUUUAUUGAAAAUUAUUUUUUUCAUAGAGAUAUCGAUCGAAGGUACAUUUAUAAUUGUGUGUCUGAAAACCUAUAAUUUUUGAUAGCACAGUUGGUACAUAUUUUCUUUUUGAAAACUUAUUUUCAACUUUUUAUCGUUUUCACCUAAUUUUUCAAAACCUUCAGAUCAAAUGUUCAAUCGUGUAUCAUUGAACAUUUUUUUUUUGUCUCAAACACAGUUUGAUGUGUGUUGGUCUAUUUAGCCGGCAAUUUGAAAGAGUACCGUCUUCAUUAGAUCAAAAUACUGAUAAUUGAAAAACGCUUGGUCUUUAUUUUCACCGAAAUUUUAUUGAUUCAACUAUUUUAGUUGUUGUAUAGAAAAGAAAACUCACCCUAUUCUUUGAAUGUAACGUGUAUAUUUAAAUUUUAGAAUUUUUUAAAACCGUUUGAUUUUUUGUUCACGCGAAUUUUUCAGACAAGCGAUAUUCCUGCCGAAGUUGCCGAUUUGACAAGUGUCUUCGAGUUGGAAUGCGCAAAGAGAUGGUUCAAGCUAAAUCUGAAAAUGAAAAAGAUUCAAGCACUGAAACAGAUAGCAUCGGACAUUCUCCAGAAACUUCAAAUACUUAUUAUAAUCAGCUGCCCCAACAACCUUUGAUGGAUAAUUCGAAGAUUAUGAAUAAUCAAAUCACAAAUUAUAUGUCUGAUUCUUACACUCCAAAUAGCGAUUUAUCAAUGAGUUCUGGGAAUCAUCAAAAUUUUCAACAUCAUCAGCAAAGUGUUAUUGAAGAAGUCGGCCGCAUCCCAUAUGAUUAUUCCUAUACAGACCUAUCUAGUAAUGAUGAACAACAACAUCUUCAACUUCAACAUUUACACGCACCAACAUUAUUGCCGCAUUAUUCAUCAGGCAGUCCUCAAGAACUGGUUGCGGGAGUUUCGGAAAAUCCAGAUGUUUGGACUCCGGCUGCUCAACAAGCCACUGCUGAUCUUCAUGUUAAUGUGCAGAAUAAAAUCACGCCGAUUAUUGAUGCGUUAUUUGAGAUGAAUACCUGUCCGGUUGAUUUGGCUUCAAAUUAUCCUGGUCUACCGCUGACACUUUGUCAACAAGCAUUGCUGGCUUAUCAAGAACAUAAUCGACAAUGGCCACAGACAAAUGUGGUGAGUUUGAGAAAAAAAGCUUCGAAGUUUUUGAAAAUGUUCAAAACUUUUUUGAAAAAUAGAUUAAUUAAAUCAAAUUCGCCUGUGAAAAUGUUCACCUGUUUCUUGGAAGUUCAGGGACACUAAUCAACCUUACACAAAAAUUGUAAAAGGUUAUGAACUUCACCUGAUCACUAGUUUUUUGCAAAGCUGAUUUCACACAAGUGCAAAUUGUUCUCGGAAGUAAAAAUAAUUAAAUUUACCUCUGAAAGUUUCCACCUGCUCACAUAAAAGUUCAAUUGAAUCAUGUUAGAGGGAUUUAUGAAAACCUAGAAACAAUGUUCAAUCGGAUUUUCAAAAUUAUUUGCAAAAAAUAGGCUUAACACAAUUAUUUAUUCAUCUAUCACGAUUCGUCAAAAAACAAAAAUGAUUUAAACAUAGGGAACCCAAGUGUAGAACACGCAUUUAUUCUUACGACAUCGUUUGAGCGGGUUAAGACACAUUGACCAAGCACUUAUUGGAUUCAACCAGCAUUCAGCUUGCGGAGAUGGGCAAAGUGGAUCAAGUUUGCAUAAGUAAUCUCUAGCUUUUUCUUUGAGAAUUUGAAAUUCACUUCUGGCUUCGGUUUUGAUUUCAGUUUCGUUUUGAGCAAAAGUUUGCGAAACUAGAAGAAUCAGUAUGAAUUUGAGAGCCAACAUUUCUGAAAAAUAGGAAUGAGUUAGUAAAAUACAGAAAUAUGACCUUUUUUAAAGUAUGCCCAGAGGAGUGUCAUAUUUUAUAUCAACAAUUUUAGUAUAAAUAUUACAUGGUGGGCAAAAGUAUAUACAAAAAAGGAAAUCGUACAGUUUUUGAUAUAAAUAGAUUAUUUUGGCUGAGGAAAUUUACUAUUAGAACAGAAAUCAAAAAAAAAACAAAAAAAAUCGAAUUCUCGAGAAUUUCAGAUAUAUUCUCUCAUAAAAUUUCACGCAAUCAGAAUUUUGAAUAUUUUAGAUUUGCCAUUAGAUGUUUGUGUAGAAAUUUCAAAGAAAAUCAAUGUUUUGAAUAUAAUUCAAAAUAUUAAACUGAAAUUAGAGUUUCAAAAUUAUAAAGACUAAUUUUUUAUAGUUUUUUUUCCAGAAAAUAUGAAAAGAAAACCUUUUCAUCAAAAAAUAUUUUCAGAUAAAAAUUUCUAAUUUUUUCAGAACUCCGAAAAUGCUCCACUCGACAUGGAAGAAUUUAUGAGAAAUCACUGUAUUGAAAUCGAACAUAUUGCUCGAUUCUGUAUGUCAAUCCGAAUGUUUGCCCUUCUACCAAAAAGCCCAAAAAUGGAUAAUUUUCAAACAUUUCUGGAUUCGUUUUUAUGAACUUGACAGAUGCUUUGUCACAUGUAAACAACUUGGCUAUAACAUUGAUGAUGAACGUACAGUUACUCUUAAUGGUCAAGUCGUCAAUUUCGGAAUCUCUGUAGUGAAAUUAGAAAAUAUUAGUGAUAUGGAUGCUACCCAGGUUAAAAAGUGAGUAGCUUCUUGGGUAGUUUUUCAAAAAUUAUGAAAAUUUUCAGUUUCCUCAAAGGAAGUAUGGACAAGUUCCGACUGAUCUUUGUGAAUCCUUUCAAAAAAUUACAACCUUCUGAAUAUGAGUUGAUGUAUAUGAUGAUGAGCAUUAUGUGGAGUGUGAGCAGUAAGUUUUUUUCUGAUUCAAUGAUAAUCGUCGUGUGUGGUCCCAGAAAAAUUACGGAAUAUCAGAUAGACAAGUUUUUGUUUUGGAAAAAUGACAGGCGGUGUUUUUAGCGGGGAGAAUUGUGAAUACAGUACACCAUAAAGAUGUAUGAUUUUUUGAUACUUAUUUGAGAUAUUAUCGUGGGCGGCCUUGGACCGAUAUUGUUUUCUACAGUAACCCGACAACUUGGAAUGAGAAAUUAAUUUUAAAUAAUUUUUCUAUACGGGAUAUUCUGAAAGUAAAAUUUCAAAUAGCUAAAAAUUUAAGCCUAAUAGUUUUUUAAUAACCACAGUAACCUGGGAGGUCUAAUAAGCGUAUCUAAAAUUAUUUUUCGAAAUCAGAAACAUAGUGCGUGGUCAAAUGAUUUUUAAGGAUUUUUUAAAGAUAAAUUUUGAACCCCCCCCUCAUAAUAACCCUUCAUAAAGAUAUAUUUUAGAUCUUUCAGACCUACCUGGAAUCAGUGAGCAAACUCGUGCAAUUGCUGAAAAAACUGAAAUUCGUCUCGCCGAAGAUUUACACACAUAUUAUGCUGAAAAAUACGAUAACAAUAAUCCAAAUUAUGCUGGAAGAAUCACCAGAUUGAGCAGUAUUGCGUCAGCCGUUGAUGUGAGUUGAAAUAUAUUGUAUUUUUUUUCUGCAACUCAUUCAUCUUCUUUCAGGAAAUCACCGAACGACGAAGAGAAGACAGUCAAGUUUCAAAAACAUUCAACAUUUUCAAAAGCGACUUCUUUUUCAGUGAUCUUACUGAUUUUCCAGUCUAA
This is a messenger RNA of Caenorhabditis angaria, 4789 nucleotides long. The record is from the annotation of a GenBank genome assembly. Lineage: Eukaryota; Metazoa; Nematoda; Chromadorea; Rhabditida; Rhabditidae.